Molecule: messenger RNA, 234 nt
Organism: Paramecium primaurelia
Lineage: Eukaryota; Ciliophora; Oligohymenophorea; Peniculida; Parameciidae
Source: the annotation of a GenBank genome assembly
AUGGUCUACAGUCUACAGAAACACUUAAAUUCAAGAGAAAGAUUAAUACUAAUGUAAAACACAUUAAGGAUGAUGUUAAAAAAGAGUAGAUCCAAAAUCUCUUAUCACUAUUUUGGAAUUAAAUUAGUAUAACAUUAAUAAAGGCUAAGAAUCCUAUAUUUAGGUUAAGAAGGUUUUGUUUAUUAUUAAACUUUUGAAGGUUCAUAAAGAAAGCAAGAUCAGUAAUCAAAAUGA